Molecule: messenger RNA, 1354 nt
Organism: Capsella rubella
Lineage: Eukaryota; Viridiplantae; Streptophyta; Magnoliopsida; Brassicales; Brassicaceae
Product: U-box domain-containing protein 21
Exons: 1
Coding region: 1-1323 (440 amino acids)
Biological process (GO): protein ubiquitination
Molecular function (GO): ubiquitin protein ligase activity
Source: RefSeq, a predicted model, not a curated record
AUGGGUUUCUUAUGGAGAACGAGACAACGUGUAUCUAACGAGAAGAAGAUAACUCCGGUAACAAUGACGACAUGGUCAGAAUCUGAGACGGAGAAGGAGAUAACAAUCCCACCGGAGUUUCAAUGUCCUAUCUCGAUCGACCUAAUGAAAGAUCCUGUAAUAAUCUCAACAGGGAUAACUUACGACAGAGAAAGCAUCGAGACAUGGAUCAGUUCGGGCAACAAAACAUGUCCGGUCACUAACACUGUCUUAACAACGUUCGACCAAACACCUAACCACACGAUUCGUAAGAUGAUUCAAAGUUGGUGCGUGGAGGAAGGAUCUUCGUUGGUUCAACGUAUCCCUACGCCACGUGUUCCUUUAAUGCCACGUGAGGUGUACGAGAUCUGUAGAAAGUUAUCGUCUGCGACGCGGCGUGGGGAUUACGAGAAGUGUUGGGAGGUUAUUGGGAAGAUUACGAAACUUGGGGACGAGAAUGAGAAAAAUCGUAAGUGUGUUAACGAAAACGGCGUCGGUUUGGUUCUUUGUGAAUGUUUCGAGGAGUUCUCGGGAGAUGAGAAGUUAACGUUUAUGUUAACGGAGAUUUUAUAUCUGCUGACGUGGAUGACUCCGAUUGGGUUAGAGGGUGUAACGAAACUCGCCUCCGCGACGUCGAUUUGCUGCGUCGCGGGUUUGUUGAAGAGCAAGGACGACUUAGUUCGUGAAAACGCUGCCUUUGUUAUAAAGGAAAUACUCAUGUUAAGCGAAACGCGAAUUUAUGCGUUGGCGGUUGAGAAUGGAAUUGCGGAAGCGUUAGUGAAGUUAAUUCGCGAUUCGGUUUCACCUAACGCGACAAAAUCGUCGUUGAUAGCGAUUUAUCAAAUGGCGUUGCAAAAUCCCGCGAUCGCGUUGGAGUUUCUAGAAAUUGGUUUAGUGAAUAUGACUGUGGAGAUGGUAGUUGACGCGGAGAAUAGCGUUUGCGAAAAUGCGUUAGCGGUUCUUGAUGCGAUUUGCGAAACUGAAAAAGGAAGAGAAGAGGUGAGGAAACACGCGUUGGUGAUGCCGCUUUUAGUGAAGAAGAUAGCAAAGGUUUCAGAAUUAGCGACUAGGAGUUCAGUGUCAAUGAUUUUGAAGCUGUGUAAAACAGGAAACGCGUUUGCGGUUGAAGAAGUAGUGCGUUUGGGUGCGUUUCAGAAAGUGUUGUUGGUUUUACAAGUUGGAUAUGGAGAAGAGACAAAGGAGAAAGCGACAGAGUUGUUGAAGAUGAUGAACUCACAUAUGAAACUUAUGAGUGGUUGUGUUGAUUCUGUAAAGGAGUUUAAGUAUCUCAAGAAACCAUUUUGAUGUUUUUAGAAUAUAGAGGAAUUCAAAAUAG